Messenger RNA from Phragmites australis (common reed), 1610 nucleotides. RefSeq lists its product as uncharacterized. The transcript is spliced from 3 exons. The record is from RefSeq and is a predicted model, not a curated record. The coding region runs from base 316 to 894 and encodes 192 amino acids. Lineage: Eukaryota; Viridiplantae; Streptophyta; Magnoliopsida; Poales; Poaceae.
CGAGCAGAUAGAAAGAUGGAGAUAAGAGGGAGCUAACUAGAGAGGAAAAUGUGUAGUGGUUGUCGGAGAGAGAGAGAGAGAGAGAGAGAGCUGAAACUCAUCAAGGCUAAAGGGAGAAGAGAGAGAGUACAGCCUCACCAUAUAUACACCUCAGAUCUCAUGUAAUUAUGUGAGUGUAAUGAAGGCUGUACCCUCUCUCUUCUUCUCUUAGCUUCUUGAUGCAAAGUUGCAAACACACCUGGAGAGCUCUUGCAGAAGAAAGUUUCACUUCAUGAUCACCGAUCAGGACACACUGUCGAACACUGACAUUUUGGGAUGGCACGUCCACCCACGGGUCGCAAUCAGACUCGGCAGCCUUUGGAAGGCGGGUCCCCCGACCCAGCCCAAGUACCGGAAGGAGAUGGGCCCUCAAAUAGGGACCAAUCAGGAUGUGAGAUAGACCGGUCAUGGAUGUACAAGGAACGAGGGCCAGAGUUCAUUGUUGGCAUCGAGGCUUUUUUGAGGUCUACUGUGGCGUACAAGAAGCCAAAAGGGAAGCGUGACGAGCACUAUAUAUGUUGUUCGUUUGUCAACUGCAAGAAUGAGAAGCAGUUUUCAAACAUAGAGCAGAUCCGUGCACACUUGAUUCGCAGGGGUUUUAAGGCUAGCUACACCCGUUGGACUGAGCAUGGUGAACUUGCAGAUGUUGGGCGUGAAGGGCAACCAACAGUCGAAGGUGACGGAGUUAACGAUCCGACGGCUAACGAAGACUUCGAUAUGUCGGCAUUUGAAGAUACUUUUGUCGAGAACGAUGAUCGGGACAGUUUUGUUGGCAACAAUGAAGAAGGCAUAGAACAAAUGUUGCGCGAUGGAGAGGGGGACUUCACCAUUGAAAGACAACAUCAAAAGUACUAGCGCAUGAUAGAGGACUCUAAAACACCAGUUUACCCGAACUGUAAAGAUGAGCAUAGCAAGUUGCAUGUGGUGCUGACACUGAUGCAAAUGAAGGCUAGCAAUGGUUGGGCCGAUAAGGGUUUCAAUGAAUUGUUAGAAUACAUCGCUGCGCUGUUUACACAAACAUGCCUUAAUUUAUAUAACUGCAAUUUAUCACCUCCAUUAAAAAAAACUCAAUUUUGUUUGUAAAUGUAUGAUAUUCUAGAGAGCUUGCAGUCCAAACUCUCUCUCUAUAACCUUUGACCACUGAUGUAUGGACUAUUUGGAUUUUUACAUAGAUUCGUCAUGAAAAAUAUCCUACAAUAUUGUAAUUUUAUAAUUUAUUAUUAUUAUUUUCAUGUAAAAGUUAGCAGUCAAAGUUACAUACACCAUAUUAAUUUCAAAACGUCAUUUAUUUACGAACAGUGGGAGCACAUUUUUCCCCUGCAAGGACUCUAAAAUACUUGUUGAUGAGACAUACAUGCGAAUAUCUUUUUUCCCCUUAUUCCUCUCCUCCAAAUGAUUUACCGAGCAGAAAGAACUCUUAUCAUUUAGCACUAAUGUAUCACCAUGUCGUUGUACAUGGCUAGACCUUUUUUGUGCAAUGAGUUUUAAUUGAUCCAUUUUUGAAUCACGAAUUUGCGUCUCAUGCAAUCUAUGAAAUCUCAGCUAGCAUUGAUCUCACUAAAAUCAACACU